Messenger RNA from Oryzias latipes (Japanese medaka), 1084 nucleotides. RefSeq names its product L antigen family member 3 (gene lage3). Gene Ontology annotation, cellular component: EKC/KEOPS complex. The record is from RefSeq and is a predicted model, not a curated record. NCBI's taxonomy places the organism in Eukaryota, Metazoa, Chordata, Actinopteri, Beloniformes, Adrianichthyidae.
GCAGCAGAGACGCCUACUACCGGAAGUAGAAACAAGCUAUUUCCGGUUGAAAGCAGCAACAUGGCGGCAAACGGAGAAGAGAACUCUGAGCCUGGAAAACUGGGGUUCUCCCUGGACGUCCCGUUCCCGUCGCCUCGCGAGGCCACCAUCGCCCUGAGCUCCCUGUCUCCAGACAGAGAGCCGAGGAGAGGCGGGAUCAGCAAACACCUGAGUGUGAGCGGCAGCACCUUGUCCGUGAGGUGGAGCGCAGACGAAGCUCGGAUCCUGCGAGUGUCCGUCUGCUCCUUCCUGGACCACCUGCAGCUGGUUGUGGAGACCAUGGAGAAGUUUGGCGCCCCGAUUCCCUGAGAGGGAACGGACUGAAACCUGACACCCCGUCACCAAAGUUUUGUGGGAGAAUCCUGAAGGAGGAGCGCCGCGGCUGGGACAGGAGUCCAGCAGGACCGGCCUUUCUGAUGGAAAACAUUCAUCUGACUUAAACAAACAGACGUAUGGACAGAUUGUCCCGUCAGAGCUUCCCCUUGGAAAAAUUGACCUGUUCUGGCAGAGGUUCUGACGUCCUGUGGUGAUCCGGUCCGCCUCUGAUGACUGAAUAAUGAUAAAUGUGGUUUGUGUCACAUCGACUUUAUUGGUUUUUCUUUCAGAAAUAUAUAAAAUGUGUUAAUAUUGAAUAUUUUAGAAAGCGCUGUGCUGAACUUUUGUGUUUUUGAAGCCUCUGAAGCUUCAGUUUGAGGAAAAAUGCUUCAGUUUUUUCAGGUUUGAUGGAACUACGAAGACCAUGAAACCUGUUUGAAAGCCAAUAAACUGAUGAGUUUAUCAGAUUUUACAUUCACGUCUUGAACUGAAAAAUAGAAUGAACAUUUAAAAACAUUUAUUCCACAUGUAAUUAUGGAGUAAGAUUCCAUUCAAUUUUAUUUGUAUAGCCCAAAUUCACAACAGUUGUCUCAAUGGGCUUUCGUAUAGGUAAUUGAAAAAGUUAAACAUAAAAUCAAACAAAAGAUGUUUGUUUAGGGUCCUCUCUAGCUGUUAUCUCUUUGUUGUUGAAUCUUUUAUGUGUACAUUUUUUUGUGGGAAUCAAACCAUC